Messenger RNA from Schistocerca cancellata (South American locust), 1431 nucleotides. Its product is annotated as syntaxin-8. Lineage: Eukaryota; Metazoa; Arthropoda; Insecta; Orthoptera; Acrididae. The coding region runs from base 317 to 1060 and encodes 247 amino acids. Gene Ontology annotation, molecular function: SNARE binding; SNAP receptor activity. Gene Ontology annotation, cellular component: endomembrane system; SNARE complex. The record is from RefSeq and is a predicted model, not a curated record. Gene Ontology annotation, biological process: vesicle fusion; intracellular protein transport. The transcript is spliced from 8 exons.
GUUAAUUUUGAGAAGUCUAUUACAAACAUUUAUUUUUUAACGACGCUGUGUCUGAAAUGAUCUUGGGCGAAUCGUGAUAAACAGUAGUCUGUAUAUUCAAGGAUCAAGGUUGGAGUCGUGAGAGUGUGAGACGUUGAUUGUUAUUACCUUGGGAAAGUAGUUUGUGAAAUUGGAAAUAUUGCUAUCGAUGGUUUUAAGGGAGUCUGUUGUGAUCUCUACAGUUGUUUACAAAUGAUAGAAACACAUGUUUCUUAUUCCGUGUUUUUAAAUAGCAACUAAACAUAUAAUUCAACGUGCACACGUACAAGUUGCUGCUAUGGCUCUGGUUUAUGUUGACAGCGACCCAUGGCUGAAAGAACAUGAGGAUUGUGAGAAGUUGUAUAGGGAGAUAAUGGAACAGUUGACUGCUCGAAGUCUUGAGCAGAAGACAUCUCACCUUUAUGCAUCUCUCUCAUCAGCAGUCCGUCUUCGAAUGAAACAGUAUUCUUCAGAAGUUCAGCAAUUACAGGAGAAGUUACGUGUUGCUUCAUUAUCAUCAAUGAUAACACGGCAGGAAGCGGAAAGACGGUCACGUUUAGUUGAACAGCUACAAAGCAGAGAAGUACAAAUGCAGCAGUUGUUUGUUGAUCGAGACACUUUUGGAGAAAGGAAUAGGUCGAGACUGCUUCAACAGAAUCCAGCACAGUCAUCUGUUGCUAGUGGCAGAACUGUAGGAUGGGCAGAUGAAGAUAUUUAUCCUCAGGGGUCACAGAAUGAAAAUCUUAGUGUGGAUGAACUUCGACAACAGCAGCAGAGAAUGGUGCAAGCACAAGACCAGGGUCUUGAUGAGCUCUCUAAAAUAAUAUCCAGGCAAAAACAGAUUGCUGUAGCUAUAACUGAUGAAGUGGAAUUUCAGAAUGAGGUAAUAGAUGAUCUGGCUGAUCAUAUGGACAGAACAGAUGCAAGAAUAGUAGAUGGGACAAGGCAAAUAAGAGUUGUUGGACAGAAGGAUAAAACAUGGGGUUACUGGAUAGUCAUUGUGUUGUUGUUCAUAGCAAUAGUGGCUGUCGCUGUUGCAUAGUGCUGGUGUAUAAACUUGAAAGGAUGGUUGUAAACAGAACUCGAAGGCUGAUGUGGAAAUUUGUACAAGAGAUGGUUAAUUGGACCCUCAUGCUGUGUCAAGUGGACCAACAAAUUGCUUAAUUAAGAUUUUUUAUUACAUUGUUGUUAAAAGUUUAUAAAUCAGAUACCACUUCUAUUUUUUAUUGUAACUUCAUUUCAGUGAUGUAGUAAAGCAAAUAUUCUGUUUUUAAACAUACUUAUAUUUAAUCAAUCAUUACUUUAUUGUUAUUAAGAUAGGGGACAAUGUGCCUCAGUACAUACUUUUAAACUUUUUAUCAUUACUUUGUAGUUAUGAAGAGUGGCUGUGAGCAAUAAAAAGCAGUUUUAUUA